Cololabis saira (Pacific saury) is the source of this 2387-nucleotide messenger RNA. RefSeq names its product transmembrane protein 150Aa (gene tmem150aa). The transcript is spliced from 8 exons. Bases 278 to 1150 code for a protein of 290 amino acids. Gene Ontology annotation, biological process: protein localization to plasma membrane. Lineage: Eukaryota; Metazoa; Chordata; Actinopteri; Beloniformes; Belonidae. The record is from RefSeq and is a predicted model, not a curated record.
GUUGUCUCCACAAUGAGCCUUAUUUCUACAAAAAAACGACGUUUAAAGGGAAACCAAGGUUGUUGAGGCUUAGCAGGUAGAAGGUUGCUGGGUCCCGAGGAGUCGUGCCAUUCCCUCUUUGUCCUCUCAUGCCCCCCCCUCCCGUGUGUGUUUCCCUGUGUAGUGACCCCGUAUCCCCGUCCUCCCCCCACCUGAUCCCUCCUGUCCUGUUGCCAAUCAAGUUCAACGAUCACGUCUUACCCCAUGCUUGGGACAAAACCAGCUCACUGCCAGACCAAUGACUGCCUGGAUCGUCCUGCCUGUCAGCUUGUCUGCCUUCUCCAUCACAGGAAUAUGGAUAGUAUAUGCCAUGGCUGUGAUGAAUCACCAUGUGUGUCCUGUGGAGAACUGGUCUUACAAUGUAACAUGCACAGAGGAGCUGCCCCGGCCAGGGUUCCCCAAGACGUGCUGCACCAUCCAGGACAUCCCCCUCAUCAGUAAAUGUGGCUCUUUCCCCCCGGAGAGCUGCCUGUUCAGCCUCAUCGGCAACGUUGGAGCCUUCAUGGUGGUGAUGGUGUGUUUCCUGCGCUACGCCCAGGUGAUCGAGCACAGCCACCGCUGCUGGAUCAACACCAGCGCUCUGGUGUCGGGCUGCACCAACGCCAUCGGCCUGGUGAUGGUGGGAAACUUUCAGGUGGACCACGCCAAAUCUCUCCACUACGUCGGUGCUGGUGUUGCGUUUCCAGCCGGGCUGCUGUUCGUGUGCCUGCAGUGUGUGCUCACCUACCGGGUGGCCGUGACCGCCCUCGACUACUGGAUGGCUCAUUUCCGGGUGGCUCUGGCGCUGGGAGCCAUGAUCUCUCUCGUCCUCAGUGGGAUGUUCUUCAUCCACGAGAGCUUCAUCCUGCAGCACGCCGCAGCCAUCUGUGAGUGGGUGUUCACCGUGGUGAUCCUCGUCUACUACGGCACCUUCACGUACGAGUUCGGCACCGUCACCACGGAGACCAUGAUGGCCGGCCUGCAGCGCAGCCACCUCCGGUCCGGCAUCAUCAUGGCCACCAGCUCCCGCAACUCCACGCUGGGCGGAGCCACCAAGGGGCUCAAGUCCCCCGGGGGCAGCAGCACGUCCACACAUCUCAACUGUACCCAGGAGAGCACGGCCAUGUUGUAGCUCAGAGUCUCCACCGUCUCCACCGUCUCCACCGGGGCUCCAUCAGCUCCACAGGAAGGAGAGGAGGCAACUUGUAUCUUUACACAACACCAGGUAUUUCCAUAGAAAAUGCUGUACAAGCUUCUUUUAUUUGUUUUUAAACGGCCACUGAAGGAGGUUGAAUGUACAGCUAGUCUGACACUGGAACCAUGAAUGUUCUCCAGUUCGGCUGAAAGAGGCAAAUCUGCAUGAGAACACGGCGUUUCCUGAAGAGAAGUGUCUUUUUUUUUGUUUUUAAACUGUCACUGUUUUCAUGAAAAGAGAACUCUUUAAACCCGCACUCGUUUUUUGUAUAAUUAUUAUUUCUUUCACCUCUUUCCCUGCUGACUCUUCUGAGCGUCCCGGCCGUGUUUCCCCGUGUUUUUUAGCUCAUUUCUGCACGACACCUAGAUGGAAUAGCAAAAACUUUUUCUUUGGUUGGAUUUUUUUGCGUUGGUAAAUGGAAAAUGUGAUUGUUGGAAAAGCAUCUAAAAUAUGGUUUUUAAUGCUAUACGCUCUAUUUAAUCAACACGGAAUAAAGUGUCUGAAGGAUGUCAAAUUUAUUAGAUUAAACUGAGGAUUUUGAUACUUUGCACUGAUAAUUAAAAGUAAAGGUUUUUAAAGGAGCUCGUGUAAAAGUCGGUCUCAUCGUCAUUACUGUUGCUGUUACUCAUUUCAGCGAAGGAUCAAGUUUGAUCCAACAACGUCUUUGACAUUGGUUGCUUUUAUUCUUUUAUUCUUUUUCCCUCUUUCAUGGAUCUCAUGUCUGAUGCAAUAACUGCCAUCAAUCAUCCAAAAGAUUUUGAAUGAUGCCUUUUGUCAGUGUUGGAGUUCGAGCUCUUGAGAAGUGAAACUAUAAUCUGAUUAACGUGAUUACUAACGUAGUUCUCGUCCACACUGAUCCGAUUCCAGGCUGGACCCUCGGAAGCCUUAUGAGUUUAGAGAAGAGCUUUUCUAUUUAGUGACGAGUUUAUGUAAACGCCUUUUUAUUAAGUUAUAAAGACAUUUUGUUCCCAUUGGAAACCGUUUUACAAGAUGUUCCCACACAGUUUAUAGAAUGGAAAAAGUGUCAUGUAUCGAACGAUUAGGGAGUGUAGCACCCUAUAAUGUAAUCAUUUCCUGAAAAUGUAAUAGAAUUUGCACUUAACUCAAUCGAAAAAGUAAUAAAAUCCAAUAAUGUAAUAACUUCACCAAUAAUGUAAUAAAAUAUCCUGACUGA